AUGGGGAAGAACUCAACUACUUCUUCAGUUGACAACCCCAUACCCAAGACCUCGUCACGGUGCCUGACAAAGUACGCCACCUCAACCCACGACUUUGAGGUGAUUAGGUUCUCACUGCUCGAGGGCAUGGGUGCCGGUAAGUUUGUUAGCUCGAGCACAUUCACCGUCGGCGGCUACGGCUGGAACAUCAUGAUGUACCCUGAUGGGUGGAGCGAGGAGCACAAAGAUGCCUACAUGUCGGCCUUCUUAUGUUUCUGCAGCGGGACAACAGGAGUGAAGGUGAAAUUCACCUUGAGUCUAUUGCAGAAAGAUGGAAAAGUUAGUAACCUAAAAAAGAGGGCGACACAUACCUUUCAGUCGGUAGGUGGUUACUGGGGCUGGAGCACAUUUGUUGAGAAACCCAAGCUGCAAGAACUGCUAUCCCGCAACGACGACUGCUUCACAAUCAGGUGCGUUUUGACCAUCCUCAAAGAGCCUCGCACGGAAGAUGUAAGCACAGCCAUAGUCCCAGUCCCAAAGUCAAACCUGCACAAACACUUUGCAAGCAUGUUGAAGGAUGGGGAUGGCAUGGAUGUGACAUUCAGUGUCGGCGAUCAACUCUUCAAUGCCCACAGAUGUGUGUUAGCUGCACGAUCCUCGGUCUUCAAGGCCGAGCUUUUUGGUCAAAUGAAGGAGACCACCAUAAAAUGCAUCAAGAUUGAUGACAUGGAACCUGCCAUAUUCGAGGCACUUCUUCACUUCAUCUACACAGAUUCCCUGCCAAGGAGUUCUGAACUUGAUCAGAAUGGGGCAUUACAGCACUUGUUGGUUGCCGCAGAUCGGUAUGGACUGGACAGGCUAAAGGCUAUUAGUGAAGUGAAGCUAUGCCAGAGAAUUGAUGUGCAAACAGUUGCAACCACCCUAGCUUUAGCGGAGCAGCACAACUCUGUGCAACUCAAACAUGCUUGCCUUGGAUACCUGUCUUCCUUGGAUGUGCUUCGAGUUGUCAAGGAGACUGAUGGAUUCAAGCAUCUCACAGCAAGCUGUCCAUCGAUUAUAAUGGACAUUUUAGACAAGGUCGCCGCACCAUCAGGAGUCUGA
Messenger RNA from Lolium rigidum, 1080 nucleotides. RefSeq names its product BTB/POZ and MATH domain-containing protein 1-like. Gene Ontology annotation, biological process: protein ubiquitination. NCBI's taxonomy places the organism in Eukaryota, Viridiplantae, Streptophyta, Magnoliopsida, Poales, Poaceae. The coding region runs from base 1 to 1080 and encodes 359 amino acids. The transcript has a single exon. Gene Ontology annotation, molecular function: protein binding. The record is from RefSeq and is a predicted model, not a curated record.